AAAAGCAAUAAAAAAAAAUCGAUUUUUACAUGAUCUUUCCCUCUUAAAGACGUUCUCUGGAUAAUACUUAUUGUGAAGAAUAUUACCAAGUGCCUCGGUGAUCUAACUGGCUAAAACACUCUUUCCGAAUAAUAGGGCAUCCAGGUUCAAACUCCAAAGCAAAGGUGAUUUUUUCACACAAAGAAAUGUUCACUUUCUUUGGUGUGGGGGGAUUUUAUAAAUGCAAGUUAGCAGUAUUAUUUAAAUUGAUUUUUAAUUUAAUUAUAUUUUAUUUUCAAGAGUUGUGUUUGAAACCAAAAGUAACGGCGCGCAGUUUGAAAUAAAUAGGAACAUUUGAAAUAUUAUUUUAUCCCAAAGAUCUUGCUACGAUCAUCUUGGUCUAUCUUCUAUUUAACUUAUUGUAAAUAAUGUAUUCUUUCAGAGGCUUAAUCUUCGCAAUUUGCUUUCCUAUAUUUCAAACCAUCAUAUACAUUAUGGCAACUGAUGAGGACCCUAAAGGCAUCAAUAUUGGGAUUGUCAACAAAGAAGCUGGCAACUGCGAAUUCAACAGCAAUUUUAGCAAAGUUUGGAAUGACGGAAAGACUUGCCAUUUUGUUAACCUCAGCUGCAGAUUUCUGCAUAAUUUUGAUGAUUCCAUUGCAAAAAAGGAAUAUUAUGUUGACUUUUCUAAAGCAAAACGUGAUGUGCAGAAUGGAAAACUUUACGGUGUAAUAUAUUUUAAUCAAAACUUUUCCGAAAGCCUGCAAAAGCGAUUGGAAGAGGCUUUUUUCGCGAACGAUUCCGUCCUUUAUGGUAGUCAAAUUCAAGUUUCCCUCGAUAUGAGUGAUGGUGUAAUUGGGCCUAUUAUACAAAGAAAGUUAUACGACCGUUUUACAAAGUUUUUCGAAGACGUUAUGAGAGAUUGUGGAUAUUCGACAAAAUUGGCAAAUCUGCCUAUUAUAUUUGGAGAUCCCGUAUAUGGUAUAAAUGAUUCCAAUUUUAAAGAUUUCUCGAUACCGUCAUUUAUAUUAACACUUUCCUUCUUUCUGGCUAUCGCAGUAUCUACCAAUUUGAUAUUCUCAGAUCGAUUGGAAGGUAUAUGGGAUCGGAGCAUAGUCCAAGAUUGUAAGGGAUCGAUAUUCGUCGUAAUCCUCCUUGUAUUUCUCAACGGCUUUUGCGGAUUGAUGUGCGCUAUCUCGUGCUAUUAAAUGAUUUGUGGAGCUUGUUGGCCGUUGGAGGGAAUACCAAAAUUUCUUCGCUGGUUUAGCUACGCUGUGCCAAUUACAUUGCCCUCUAUAUCUAUGAGAGCACUCAUUUACAAAGAUUCUUCUAUAAUUGAGUGGCAAGUUUUGAUUGGCUUCUUUACAUGUUUGGGAUAUCAUUUUGUCUUCUUGCAACUAUAUUAAUUUUAAGACGGAAAACCCCGUAAUAUUUGACAAAGAAAAUUCUUUUGAAAGAAGACAGAAACAGUUUUGCAUGAUCUAAAAUAAGUUCAACUAGUUAGUUUCUUUUAAGAUUAAAAUAAAUGUAAUUCAAAAAAUUAAAGAAUAGCUCGAUUUUGCCCCUAUAUUAUUUAUUGUUUACUAAUAGUAUUAAUGUCAUAGUAGAUAUCGUUGGGAAAUUAAAUUUUUGAUAGUAUCCUCUGAGGAAAAAAAUACUUUGAGUUUUUUUUUACAAAAAAAUAAAAUUGCAAAAUGUCCAAGUGUUAAGUUUAUCGCCAAAAAUCGAGGUGUUAGUUUUUUUCAAGAUUGAAAUUAAAUUAAAACGGCAUUUUCAAAAUCUCUGACCAAAAUAUAAGGCAGGUCACGCUUAUUCGUUGUAUGUAUAGUAAAACCUGUUUUGCUACGUUCUACUUAUAUAUAAGAGGUAGGUCACGGUCACCCAACAGUUUCGUUAAUGAGACUCAAGAAUUCUAAAAAUACUUUCUUAAAAUCUUGAAACUGCAUUAUAACUAAAUUCCGUACGUUCUUUUAGACUGUCGCUCAGCUCGCGAAUAUUUAAGCAGCCGGACCACGUCCCGCAGAGUCGGCUUAUUGUAAAAAUAUUUUGGGUGUUUUAAAUAUAUGUUUUUGUAAAUAUAGGUAUGUACACGUGAGUGUGUACCGUAUUUAUAAAUUUAUUUCGACAUUUGACAGGCUUGUAUCACGAUUUUAUAAAAAUUAGAAUAAAAUUUAAAAAUACACCAUUAUAUUUAUCUAAUGAAGAGCUUUAAAAUAUUACUUCAAGUAACAUUUUAAUUUGUUUGAUGUGUAUUCAAUGUUCAUGUUUAUCAAUAUAAUACCCUUACACUUUUUAUCUAUUCGUACAGCAUAUUCUAGCAAUGUUGAAGCAACUUUGUAAAGUUUCUUCAAUGUCGCAGAAAAUAUGGACAGUCACUGUGAUUAAAUAGAAUAAAUUUGAUCUCUUUUAUGAUAUAUAUAUCAUAUCUAAGAUAAAUAGAAUAUAUUUUAUUUUUUUCAUGAUACAUAUAUCAUAUAAUAAAUUCUCGGUUUUCAAUAAAAAAUGAAAAUUACAAAUUUAAAAUUAUUUCUCUUGAUAAUCUUGAACACACGUAAUCUAACAAAGAAAAGAAUAGAAGUGUCCUCCUCCGAUUUUGAUUAGCCUUUAAUAUGUUGUAGUAUAGAGCAAAAUAAGGGAUACGUAUUUUUUCUGUAGCCUAAUGCACUUUUAAGGACAAAACCUUUUUCAAAAAAAUUGGUUGUUUUCUUUCGAAGCGUAUAUCGUUGAAACUAUAAAAGAUAGAAAAAAAUGUUCUAAUUGGAAGUUAAAUGACUUGAAGAAUACUUUGUUACAGUAAUAAAAAAAAUAUUUUUUUAAUUUUCAUUUCUUUGAAAUUUUCAUUUCUUUUCAUAAGCAAAAUAAAGCUUGUUUUAUUACGAAUUUAACGAUGUAUGAUAAAGUUCUGACAUUGUCAUUUUCCAAAUAUAAUUAAAGACUUCUUUAUACGUAUGGUACGCGCACCCGCCCGAGCAUAGAAAAAAAGUGGGAAAAAAAUAUUUUUUAAUUUUUUCUUUGUUA
Molecule: messenger RNA, 2997 nt
Organism: Solenopsis invicta (red fire ant)
Lineage: Eukaryota; Metazoa; Arthropoda; Insecta; Hymenoptera; Formicidae
Exons: 8
Coding region: 408-1187 (259 amino acids)
Biological process (GO): transmembrane transport
Cellular component (GO): plasma membrane
Molecular function (GO): ABC-type transporter activity
Source: RefSeq, a predicted model, not a curated record